Molecule: messenger RNA, 3253 nt
Organism: Salarias fasciatus (jewelled blenny)
Lineage: Eukaryota; Metazoa; Chordata; Actinopteri; Blenniiformes; Blenniidae
Gene: pik3c3
Product: phosphatidylinositol 3-kinase, catalytic subunit type 3
Exons: 24
Coding region: 361-2988 (875 amino acids)
Biological process (GO): endocytosis; autophagosome assembly; autophagy of peroxisome
Cellular component (GO): cytoplasm; phagophore assembly site; phosphatidylinositol 3-kinase complex, class III, type I
Molecular function (GO): 1-phosphatidylinositol-3-kinase activity
Source: RefSeq, a predicted model, not a curated record
GACUGCUCUCCCCUUCCUGUGUAUUUACUGCAGUGUUGUUGUGAAGCUAAUCGAAAAUACCAAAUCAUGUCCGGAGAGACUUUCUGUAAAAUAAUGUCUCUUUCAUGACCGCAGCCGCUCGGAGAGACGCUGUGAGCGGAGCAUACAGAACGAGGGACCCUCCGGCCGUGUGUUCGGGCUGUGUUCGGGCCGCUAGCCGGGCUCCGGGGACUGUUUAUGGUGAAGAGUCGAGGCCUAUCCGCUAACUAAGUCUCCCGUCCACCGUGAGAGCGGAGUUCAUGUUGAAGGAGUCCGGGUCCUGCUUCUGGUCCUGGUCCCGGUUCUGGUUCUGUAUAGAAACUAGAGUUCCCCCCUCGGAAGAUGGACACUGAUAAAUUCAACUAUGUCUACAGCUGUGACCUGGACAUCAAUGUUCAACUGAAGAUAGGCAGUCUGGAGGGGAAACGGGAGCAGAGGAGCUACAAGGCGCUGCUGGAGGACCCCAUGCUGCGCUUCUCCGGCCUCUACCAGGAGAACUGCUCCGACCUCUACGUCACCUGCCAGGUGUUCGCCGAGGGGAAGCCUCUGGCUCUGCCUGUCCGCACCUCCUACAAAGCUUUCAGCACCCGCUGGAACUGGAACGAGUGGCUGCGGCUGCCGGUCAAAUACCCCGACCUUCCUCAAAGUGCCCAGGUUGCUCUCACCGUGUGGGACAUCUACGGCCCCGGCAGAGCCGUCCCCGUCGGGGGAACCACCGUCACCCUGUUCGGGAAGUAUGGCAUGUUCCGGCAAGGAAUGCACGACCUGAAGGUCUGGCCCGGCGUGGAGGGCGACGGCGGCGAGCCCACCACGACGCCGGGACGCACCAGCAGCAGUCUGACCGAGGACCAGAUGGGGAGACUCGCUAAGCUGACCAAGGCUCACCGGCAGGGCCACAUGGUGAAGGUGGACUGGCUGGACCGGCUGACCUUCAGGGAGAUCGAGAUGAUCAACGAGAGCGAGAAGCGCAGCUCCAACUUCAUGUACCUCAUGGUGGAGUUCCCCCGGGUCAAAACCAACGACAAGGAGUACAGCAUCGUCUACUACGAGAAGGACGGAGACGAGGCGUCGCCCGUUCUGAGCAGCUGCGACAUCGUCAAGGUCCCCGACCCUCAGAUGGCCAUGGAGAACCUGGUGGAGAGCAAGCACCACAAGCUGGCCCGGAGCCUCCGCAGCGGCCCGUCGGACCACGACCUGAAGCCCAACGCCGCCACCAGGGACCAGCUCAACAUCAUCGUGAGCUACCCUCCAACCAAGCAGCUGAGCUCCGAGGAGCAGGACCUGGUCUGGAAGUUCAGAUAUUAUCUCACCACUCAGGAAAAGGCCCUGACCAAGUUCCUGAAGUGUGUGAACUGGGACCUGCCGCAGGAGGCCAAGCAGGCGCUGGAGCUGCUGGGGAAGUGGCGUCCGAUGGACGUGGAGGACUCGCUGGAGCUGCUGUCGUCCCACUUCACCAACCCCACGGUGCGGCGUUACGCCGUGGCGCGCCUGCAGCAGGCCGACGACGAGGACCUGCUCAUGUACCUCCUCCAGCUGGUCCAGGCGCUCAAGUACGAGAACUUCAGCGACAUCCAGGGCGGCCUGGAGCCGGGCAGCAAGAGGGACGGCCAGGGGCUUUCAGACGACUCGGCACUGGACAGUUCCCAGAGUGCAUCUGGCUCGACCGGACAGACCGCGGCGGCACAGAAAGGAAAGGACGGCGGCGACGGCGACAGUCUGGAGCAAGACCUGUGCACGUUCCUCAUCUCACGUGCGUGCAAGAACUCCACGCUGGCCAACUACCUGUACUGGUAUGUGAUCGUGGAGUGUGAAGACCAGGACACGCAGCAGAGAGACCCCAAGACCCACGAGAUGUACCUGAACGUGAUGCGGAGGUUCAGCCAGGCGCUGCUCAAGGGCGAUAAGAGCGUCAGGGUCAUGCGCUCGCUCCUGGCGGCUCAGCAGACGUUCGUGGACCGACUGGUGCAGCUGAUGAAGGCCGUCCAGAGGGAGAGCGGGAACCGCAAGAAGAAGACGGAGCGGCUCCAGGCCCUGCUGGCCGACAACGAGAAGGUCAACCUGUCGGAGAUCGAGCCCAUCCCGCUUCCCCUGGAGCCGCAGAUCCGGAUCCGAGGAAUCGUCCCCGAGACGGCCACGCUCUUCAAGAGCGCCCUGAUGCCGGCCAAGCUGAUCUUCAAGGCCGAGGACGGCGCCAUGUAUCCCGUCAUCUUCAAGCACGGAGACGACCUGAGACAAGACCAGCUCAUCCUGCAGAUCAUCUCGCUCAUGGACAAACUGUUAAGAAAAGAGAAUCUGGACCUGAAGCUGACGCCCUACAAAGUUUUAGCCACCAGCACGAAACACGGUUUCAUGCAGUUCGUUCAGUCGGUUCCUGUGGCUGAAGUCUUGGCGACGGAGGGAAACAUCCAGAGCUUCUUCAGGAAACACGCGCCGAGCGAGAAGGGGCCGUACGGCAUCAGCUCCGAGGUCAUGGACACCUACGUGAAGAGCUGCGCCGGUUACUGUGUCAUCACCUACAUCCUGGGAGUGGGAGACCGCCACCUGGACAACCUGCUGCUGACCAAGACAGGGAAGCUCUUCCACAUCGACUUCGGCUAUAUCCUGGGCCGAGACCCCAAGCCGCUGCCCCCGCCCAUGAAGCUGAGCAAGGAGAUGGUGGAGGGCAUGGGCGGCAUGCAGAGCGAGCAGUACCAGGAGUUCCGGAAGCAGUGCUACACCGCCUUCCUGCACCUGCGGCGCUACUCCAACCUCAUCCUCAACCUGUUCUCGCUCAUGGUGGACGCCAACAUCCCCGACAUCGCCCUGGAGCCCGACAAGACUGUGAAGAAGGUGCAGGACAAGUUCAGACUGGACCUGUCGGACGAGGAGGCCGUCCACUACAUGCAGAGCCUGAUCGACGAGAGCGUGGGCGCGCUGUUCGCCGCCGUGGUCGAACAGAUACACAAGUUCGCUCAGUAUUGGCGCAGAUGAACGGAAGAGAUGAGACGACGGAGAGGAGGCUGACGUGGGUCAAACACACACACACACACACUACGACACCGUGUGUGCCUGUGUGUGUGUGUGAAGGCGAGAGAAAUAAACCCAGUGACACUGUUUAAAAGGCCAAGAUUGCACUGCCAACCUUUACUGCAAGACGGCGGAGCCGAGCCGGGGCGAGCGCUCCGCCUCCUCCUGUAAAUACCCUGUACAUUAAUUAUUGAAUGAAUGAAUGAAAUGUUCGGCCAAAAUAAAACGA